CUUACGGCCAAUGUUGUAGUUCACUUCACGCGGUAGACAACUAGGAAAACAAACUUGAUGGUCAAUGAGUUGGAAGUUACUGAAGAACAACAACUCUUGUUUGCAACACUUUUUUGUUUUCAUGUUGCAGUGACAUGUACCAUAAGUGCCCAAAAUUUGCUGUAACUGGAGUUUCACUGAUAUGGGCUGGCUUUAUGGUUUAUCUGUUAACCCAUCUUCAGAGCUUUGCAGACUAUGGAGGGAGGUUCCAGGUGGGGGCUAAGUAUGCCCACGAAUAUCUUUCAAAUAUUAGUCAUUCAGCUUUUAAAGAAGAAGCAAAAACCAUAUCAACCACUAAUCAAGCUGCCAAAAAGAAACUAAUUAAUGUAGUCAUACAAGCCAGGGAGGAUAAUAUAGGUGGUCUCAUAAGUGCUGUCAAUAGUGUUAUUGCCAACACGAAAUCCUCAGUUCAUUUCCAUUUUGUUGUGUCUGAUGAAACCAUAUUCCACUUACAGGAAUGGAUGAAAGUUCCUGAACUUUCCAAUGUUCAAUACUCAAUUGCACAACUUCCAGCACACCUAGAAAAAUACUACAACGCUGCAAAAUUUGCAUUCCUUGAUAUCUUCCCAUCACUACAUGAUCGUGCUGUCUACCUUGAUCCAGAUGUGAUUGUCCAGGGGGAUUUGGCUGACUUAUUUAAAAUUCCAAUUCUCGUUAAGGAUCUGGGCGCCUUUUCUGAUGAUUGCCAAGCGGGCUCUGCAUCGAAAAGAGUGACUUCACGCGUCGAAAUGCUAUACGCCUCCCGCUUAAAUCUAAAACAGCACGAAAUAGCUAAACUCAAUCUCAAUCCGCUAACGUGUACCUUCAGUACAGGCGUGUUUGUUACUUCCGACGUGGACACUUGGAGAAAUGAAAAAGUGGCAGAAAAAAUCCUUGAUUUGAUUCAUUCUCAUGAACGAUCUUCCAUCAUAGGACCACAGGGUGGGUUGGAUGUAGUUGAAGCCGCUAUCUUGGCCAUUUUUCACGGACGUACAUCACCGAUUGAUCCCAUGUGGCAUGUUGGAAAUUUAGGACUGUCCCGUGGAUCAAGAUACUCACCCUUUUACUUAAAUAACGCAAAAUUAUUGCACUUUAAUGGCCAUUUUAAGCCAUGGAAAUCAGUUCGGAGUUUUGGAAGUACUUUUGAACAGAAAAUUUGGGAUAAGUAUUUUAUUCCUGACCCGCUUGGCCGCUUCGUGCCUAUUCGUAAGAAAUAUUCGGAAAUUUAAAUCUUUAUUUUUGAGUAAAUGUUUGCU
Molecule: messenger RNA, 1274 nt
Organism: Daphnia carinata
Lineage: Eukaryota; Metazoa; Arthropoda; Branchiopoda; Diplostraca; Daphniidae
Product: glycosyltransferase 8 domain-containing protein 1-like
Exons: 6
Coding region: 135-1247 (370 amino acids)
Cellular component (GO): Golgi apparatus
Molecular function (GO): glycosyltransferase activity
Source: RefSeq, a predicted model, not a curated record